This is a messenger RNA of Vitis vinifera (wine grape), 3501 nucleotides long. Its product is annotated as leucine-rich repeat receptor protein kinase MSP1. The record is from RefSeq and is a predicted model, not a curated record. The coding region runs from base 1378 to 2295 and encodes 305 amino acids. Gene Ontology annotation, molecular function: protein binding. The transcript has 2 exons. NCBI's taxonomy places the organism in Eukaryota, Viridiplantae, Streptophyta, Magnoliopsida, Vitales, Vitaceae.
UUUAGCUAGGGCAGCAAGCUAGAGGGUGGAGAGAAAAAAGAGCGUAUUCUGCAUCCACAUAGAGGAGGUGUAUUCGAUAUCUACAGAGGAGGGUUUCUUGAGUUUGGGUGAUAGUUUGGAGAGAAAGUUGCUACAGGAGGCGUUUUAGUGAGUGUUUUUUUACGAUAUGGGGCAAAGGUGAUUUUGUUGCUGGUUUUUGAGAGAUAUUUUGCUGGGGAGAGACGAGAGAGUACUCUGUUUGGGGGGAUUUUCUGGGCUGGCUGUUGGCUUGAGAAGAGGGAACAUGAGAGAAGAGAGAGCUUUCACAGAAGAAGCAAGGAACCGAGGAGAGAGUUUGCAGCUCGCUGGGAACCAAGUGACUUUGCUCCAAAGGAGUCAUUCAGUGUUGGAUAUCUUGUUUGGGUCGGCCGUUUGGAUCGGAAUGUUCCUAAGGGAAAGCUGUGCCAGAGUCUUUGGAGAGGAAUCAUUUCAAGUUGAACGGAAGAGGAGUUUGUCAUCUUGGGUCCAGGAUUUUUCUAUAUUUAUUCCUCUGCUUCCGGUGCGUUUGAAGAACUGAGUAUCACAGUUGGUCCGACUGCUUACUGGGUUGAUAGUUUGCUGGGUUGGAUAUCUUGUUUGGCGUGCUUUCGAGAGGCGAACCCAGUGUUUCUGGCUUUCUAUGCGGUUUUGAAAUAUUUCAGACAACAGAGAUGUGAACAGUGAAGAUAAACCUCCCUUGUGGCGUACCAAAGCACUGGAAAUGGAUCCAUCGGUGGAGACACAUCCUCCAAUUACUUUACCACUUGUUCUUAAGCCCUGACCCUUGCAUGAAUACGAUGAUACAUGACCAUCCUCUUGAGGCAAGAUAAUGCUUGGGGAAAGAUUGGGGUGAUGGGAGCGUUUCCAAAUUUUGUGGGUUUGAGACUGAGUUCCUGGAGGACGUGCCUCGACUUUUGUCAUUAAGUCUAUCAUCACUUGCGGCUCUUGAUUUGGAUGUUGCACUUUCGAUGGAUCUGACUUAUGGAGCAGGCUUAAUAGUUAAUGAUUGUAACGGGUUCGGUGUUCUACCGGUUGCAGGGUCGAACCUAGCUUUGAGCCUUACUCAAUGGAGUAGCCAUAUUAUGGUGGAAGUUUUGGAUAUUAUUCAUGUCAGUAAGGAGGACCAAGAGAGCGUAUUUGUCUUGCUUGCUGUAGUUUCGUGGAUGGGAAAUGCCUCAUUUGCUAUGGUUGAUGAUUAAAAUCAUGUUGAAGCUAUGGCAGAUGAAGGUCUGAUCAAUGUUACUAAGUCAAUCAGACGGAGUGUUGAGGGUUUUAAAGUAAGUCUCAUCUACUCACAGGAUGAGGGUUGGAAGUGAUACAUUCUUUUGGGAUGUUUGAGUCUCACAGAUCUGUUAUUGUAUGGCAACAAUCUCUCUGGGGGAUUACCUGGUUAUCUGGGAGAGCUUCAGCUGGUUACGUUGGAACUGUCAAAAAAACAAGUUCUCCGGAAAAAUUCCUGAUCAACUGUGGGAGUCUAAAACCCUUAUGGAGAUAUUGCUCAGCAACAAUUUGCUUGCAGGUCAGCUUCCAGCUGCUCUUGCUAAAGUUUUGACAUUGCAGAGGCUGCAGUGGGAUAAUAAUUUCUUUGAAGGGACCAUUCCGAGUAACAUCGGAGAACUAAAAAAUCUCACUAAUUUGUCACUGCAUGGAAACCAAUUGACUGGAGAGAUCCCUUUGGAACUUUUCAAUUGUAAGAAGUUAGUAUCCCUGGAUCUGGGUGCAAACAGGCUUAUGGGUUCAAUUCCAAAAUCUAUAUCACAGUUGAAACUGCUUGACAAUCUGGUACUAUCCAAUAACCGAUUCUCUGGUCCAAUUCCUGAAGAGAUCUGCUCUGGGUUUCAAAAGGUGCCCUUACCGGACUCUGAAUUCACCCAGCACUAUGGUAUGCUUGAUUUAUCUUAUAAUGAGUUUGUGGGCUCCAUACCAGCAACAAUUAAGCAGUGCAUUGUUGUGACAGAGCUACUGUUGCGGGGAAACAAGGUUACUGGUGUCAUUCCUCAUGAUAUUUCAGAUCUGGCAAACUUAACCUUGCUUGAUCUGUCUUUCAAUGCUUUGACAGGGCCAGCUGUACCAAAGUUCUUUGCUUUGAGAAACCUUCAGGGGCUUAUCCUUUCCCAUAACCAGCUAACAGGAGCCAUCCCUGUUGAUCUGGGCUUGUUGAUGCCAAACUUAGCUAAGCUUGAUUUGGCAAACAACUGGCUCACUGGCUCACUGGCUCACUGGCUCACUGCCUUCAUCCAUAUUCAGCAUGAAGAGCCUGACCUAUCUAGACAUUAGCAUGAAUUCUUUCUUGGGUCCCAUUUCUCUUGAUUCUAGGACCAGCAGUUCUCUGUUGGUUCUAAAUGCCAGCAACAACCAUUUGUCUGGUACCCUUUGUGACUCGGUAUCAAAUCUAACAUCCCUUUCUAUCCUAGAUCUUCACAACAACACACUCACAGGCAGCUUGCCUUCUUCACUGUCAAAACUUGUUGCCUUGACAUACCUCGAUUUCUCCAAUAACAAUUUCCAAGAGUCUAUCCCAUGCAAUAUUUGUGACAUAGCAGGCCUUGCCUUUGCCAAUUUCUCUGGCAACAGAUUCACUGGCUAUGCACCAGAGAUUUGCUUGAAGGACAAACAGUGCUCAGCACUCCUACCUGUUUUCCCUUCUUCUCAGGGCUACCCAGCUGUGAGAGCUCUGACCCAAGCCUCUAUCUGGGCUAUUGCACUAAGUGUCACUUUCAUCUUCCUAGUCCUGCUCAUAUUUCUUCUCAGAUGGAGGAUGCUGAGGCAAGGUACUGUAGUUCUUGACAAGGGAAAGGACAAGCUAGUGACAGCGGUUGAGCCAGAAUCCACUGAUGAGCUGCUGGGCAAGAAGCCAAAGGAGACACCUAGCAUCAAUAUUGCAACAUUUGAGCACUCUUUGCGGAGGAUGAAACCUUCAGACAUCUUAUCAACAACUGAAAACUUCAGCAAGACUUACAUUAUUGGUAUUGGUGGGUUGGCAUAGUUGGGAUUCUCCAGCUGGGGUAUGAAUGAAGACUGAUGAGGGGAAAGGAGGAUUCUUCAGAGUAGGAUUCAUCUGAUGAAUGGCAAUGAUAUAGAAAUGGUAGAUGUUGAAGCAGACCGAUUCAAAAUCUGGGAAGGAAGUUCCCAAAACCCCUGCCUCUCCUCAUAUGCAGACGAGAGGUUCAAGGGCUUUGGUCAUGUCGAGUUUGCUACUCUAGAAGCAGCACAGAAGGCUCCCCAAAUGAAUGAUAGAGACUUGCUGGGUUGAGCUGUCAGACUUGAUUUGUCCCAUGAAAGGGGCACAUGUACUCCACAUAGCGGAAGAGAGCAAUUCAUUCCAAAAGCUCAGGACCAAGGCAGCUGACUGUUCCCUCGGGGUUUGGACCAAAUAAAAGCAACUGGGGUUGGAUUUGGUUGGAAUGAUGCAUGGCCACCUUUGGCAUGCAAACCUUGGUGGCCACGUGUCACAUCUUUUUAUUUAUUUAUUUUUUCCCUUUU